Messenger RNA from Gorilla gorilla gorilla (western lowland gorilla), 635 nucleotides. RefSeq lists its product as uncharacterized. Lineage: Eukaryota; Metazoa; Chordata; Mammalia; Primates; Hominidae. The record is from RefSeq and is a predicted model, not a curated record. Bases 37 to 438 code for a protein of 133 amino acids. The transcript has a single exon.
CAGUCCACAACUAAUUACAACCCAACUGCUUGCCUAAUGGCCCGUUCCUACCUCCAUCUAAACAGCGGUAACGAAACGGGCGUUCAAGCAGCACAAAGAGGGUCCUUGGUGACAGAGAGGGACGUCAGGGAGAGGGUCGCGGGGGUCUGGCUGCGCAGGGGAGAGGCUCGGGGCGACGAGCGGGGCUGGGCGGCUGGGGCCUGCUGGCCGCGUCCGUCGCCCCGAGCGGGGAGAUUUCGGCGGGCCUCGGGGCGCUUUGGAGACCAGGGCCAGACGGUGCCUCCGGCCCGGGUGCCGGGAGAGGCAGCGGUGGGGCCAGGCCCGCUGUAUCUCAAACGAACCGGGGAGGCGCUGAACAGCCACGGGCCGGCAGCCCGGGCCUCUCGGACACUGAGGAAAGGCUGGGGGCGCCCGGGGCCUGAAGGAGCAGGGCGCUGAGGGUCUGCAUGGCCCCUCUGGGGGAUCUGGCGGCGGAGUCGCAGCCGUCCCUGGGGCGCGGGGUAGUAGUGGCAGUUGUGCGAGCCGACAGGAGCCCGCGUCUCGGGGAGGGCGGGCCGGCGGCUGAGGUAUACAAGAGGAUGAAGGUAGGCCGGAGGGGUGUCCCGGCCGCCUCUCGAACCCCUGCCUCCUUCACC